Rotaria socialis is the source of this 1023-nucleotide messenger RNA. NCBI's taxonomy places the organism in Eukaryota, Metazoa, Rotifera, Eurotatoria, Philodinida, Philodinidae. The record is from the annotation of a GenBank genome assembly.
AUGAAUCCACAACAAUCUAAUGAAGACAAAGUAACAUUUGUUUUAUUUUUUUCUCGUAAUCAACCAUCAUGCGAUAUACCAUAUUUAAUGGCACAUCAAGAAGAACGCGUCUGUCCAAUGUUAUUAUCUGCUACUUUCUAUUUUAUGCGUGAUCUUGUUGAUUACAGAGCUAUUUCAUUUCAAAAUUCAAUUUAUAUUAUGGGCGGUCGUUAUGCAUCGACCGGUCGUCUUUCGUGUGGUGUUUUUAAAUAUGAUGCUGAAAUUGAUUUUUGGAGAACGUGUGAUUCCAUGCAAGCUCCACGAGUUAAUUUUUCUGUGAGCAUUUUCGAUUCGAAAAUAUAUGUACUGGGUGGCGAAGGUCUUAAAGGUGCGAUUAUACAAACCGUUGAAGCCUAUGAUCCCGUAGCUGAUCGAUGGAAAGAAAUUGGCACAUUACCAAAACCAAGACGAAAUCAUGCAAGUUGUACAAUUAAUGGAAAAAUAUGGUCAUGCGGCGGUGUUAGUUCAUUACUCGAAGCUCAAUCUACGAAUGAAUUAGUCAUUGUUGAUCCUCGCCCAAAUGAAUGGAAACGUUCAUUAACAACGUAUACAUUGCCUGAGCUACGUCAACAACAUUGCAUUACUUUUGUAAACAAUAAUAUAUUUCUAUUUGGGGGAUGUGAAAAAAACGGGGAAUAUGCUCAAAAUAUGCAUUCAAUCUAUCGUAUUAAUAAUCCAUCGUCAGAGAGUGCACCAGCGUGGGAAGAUCUAGGCCAUCAAUUACUACAUCCGCGUACAGACUGUGGUUAUUUUCAACUAGGUGAUUCAUUAUAUAUUGUUGGUGGGUAUAAUAGUGAAACAGGACAACCAACGAAAAUGAUGGAACGUAUUGAUUUAACCGAUGAAACUCGAAUAAAAAUCGAUGAACAAUUUGAAAUCGAUAAAAAUCUCGGAUCUGUUGAUUGCUGUGUUGUUCAAACAAGCAAAUUUAAUGAACAUCUUUUACCUUUAGCUUCAUAUUUAGAUCAUUGGAUCAUUUGGUAA